Thunnus maccoyii (southern bluefin tuna) is the source of this 1161-nucleotide messenger RNA. RefSeq names its product RLA class II histocompatibility antigen, DP alpha-1 chain-like. The coding region runs from base 34 to 837 and encodes 267 amino acids. Gene Ontology annotation, cellular component: membrane; MHC class II protein complex. Lineage: Eukaryota; Metazoa; Chordata; Actinopteri; Scombriformes; Scombridae. Gene Ontology annotation, molecular function: MHC class II protein complex binding. Gene Ontology annotation, biological process: peptide antigen assembly with MHC class II protein complex; immune response; antigen processing and presentation of exogenous peptide antigen via MHC class II. The record is from RefSeq and is a predicted model, not a curated record. The transcript has 3 exons.
UGUUUCAGCGCACACAAAAACAAACUGGGUCACAUGGACUUCUCACUGGUUUUACUGGUUUUACUGGUAUUAGGUAUCGUCUCCACAGCCCACGCAGCUCGUUAUGAAGGGACAAUGUUCUACGGCUGCUUCGAGUCAUGUGACUGCAAGGUUCAGUUGCACUGGGAUGGAGACCAGGUGAUGUACGCUGACUUCAAGAGUGGAGAAACAGUGUGGACGGCGCCGCUGCUGUCAGAGGUGGAAAACACAAUGUCAGCUGGAUUUUACAUACAGUCUCAAGUUAGCAAGGAGAGACUGUGUAAACACUAUCUCCCUAAAGCUACGCAGAUCGACAAGAAUCCCACUGAAGAAAAAGCCCCCAGAAUGCUCGUCUAUCCCAGCGAGGAGGCAGAGCUGGGGAAGGAGAUCACCCUCUACUGUUACAUCAGUCACUUCUACCCCCCACUAAUCAACGUCACAUGGACCAGGAAUGGUUUUAAGGUGACAGAAGGUGUGGCUCUCAGCAACCCCCAGCCUGAGACUGACGGGACCUUCAGCCAGCUGGCCAGCCUCUCUUUUCAUCCAAAGACAGACGACGUGCUGGGCUGCACCGUACAGCAUCAAGCCCUGAGCCACCCUGUCAACACAGCAUGGGGUGAGACAAAUAGUAGGGGUUACCUGGAAUAUAAUGUAGGUGGAGGGAUGAAUUACAAAGCUGUCUCUUCUCCUAAUAUGUCCUAUAUUUCUUUCAUUAACAAUCCCUUCAUCAGUAUGUCAGAGAGGACAUUCAGCACAGGCAUAAGCACAAGAAUCGGGUUGUUUUCGCAAUACAGCUGCCUAAAAUAUUACCCAACAUAGGAAAAUUAAAGUUACAUAAGAGAGUUAAAGGGGGAAAAAAAGCAUAGGAAUUAAAUAUUUAACCCACAUUUAUUGAUUUAUUUAUCGAUUACUUGCCUUUGCUGCUUAUUAUAUGCUUGUUUGCAUCAAAUACAUGAAAUAUUUUCCGCAAAACAGCAUAAAAGCACACAAUAUAUAAUAUAAUAUCUCAACAACUAUUGGUCUCUAUAUGGUCUGAUUUCUGAUUUGUUCUCCACCAGUGCUGCCUGUGAACCCGGAUGCUUCAGGAGCAGUGGCGUGUCUCUCUUUGGGAGUCAUCUGUCUGACUGGUGGAGUUAUCAUCUU